Messenger RNA from Catharus ustulatus (Swainson's thrush), 1191 nucleotides. It is a transcript of the gene NTHL1, whose product is annotated as nth like DNA glycosylase 1. Bases 1 to 867 code for a protein of 288 amino acids. Gene Ontology annotation, cellular component: nucleus. Gene Ontology annotation, biological process: nucleotide-excision repair; base-excision repair, AP site formation; base-excision repair. Gene Ontology annotation, molecular function: 4 iron, 4 sulfur cluster binding; DNA-(apurinic or apyrimidinic site) endonuclease activity; oxidized pyrimidine nucleobase lesion DNA N-glycosylase activity. The record is from RefSeq and is a predicted model, not a curated record. The transcript is spliced from 6 exons. Lineage: Eukaryota; Metazoa; Chordata; Aves; Passeriformes; Turdidae.
AUGAGCGCGGCCCGGCCCCGGCCCGCGGCCUGCGCGGCGCUGAGGCGGCUGCGAGCGGCCCGGGGCGGCGGGGGCAGCCAGAUCCAGGGCACACCCAGCACCCCGAGGAAGAGCAGGAGGAGGAAGAGCCUUGCCAUUGCCUAUGAGGCAGGGCAGGGCGAUGGGGCCGAGCCCCCGAGCGCGCCCUGGGAGCCCCGGGACUGGCAGGAGCAGCUGGAGCGCAUCCGGGAGAUGAGGAGGAGCAGGGAUGCUCCUGUGGAUGAGAUGGGAGUGCAGAAGUGCUAUGACACCAGUGCACCUCCACAGGUCAUGCGUUACCAGGUGCUGCUGGCCCUGAUGCUGUCCAGCCAGACCAAGGACCAGGUGACCAGUGCUGCCAUGCUGCGCCUGCGCCGGCGCGGCCUCACCGUGGACAGCGUGCUGCAGAUGGACGAGGAGACCCUGGGACAGAUCAUUUACCCCGUGGGCUUCUGGAGGAACAAGGUGAAGUACAUCAAGCAGACCACAGCCAUCCUGAAGCAGAAGUAUGGGGGUGACAUCCCCAGCACUGUGGAGGAGCUGGUGCAGCUGCCAGGAGUUGGGCCCAAAAUGGCCCAUUUGGCCAUGCACAUUGCCUGGGACAGCGUGGCUGGCAUAGCUGUGGACACCCACGUGCACAGGAUCUCGAACAGGCUCAAGUGGGUGAAGAAGGAGACCAAGAGCCCCGAGCAGACUCGGGUGGCACUGGAGGAGUGGCUGCCCAGGGACCUCUGGAAGGAGAUAAACUGGCUCCUGGUGGGCUUUGGGCAGCAGACCUGCCUGCCUGUCAACCCUCGCUGCAGCCAGUGCCUCAACCAAGACAUUUGCCCAGCUGCCAAGAGCCUCUGAGGGAUCAUCCAGCCUUUGGAGAGCCACAAAGCUGCUUGGGCUGAGCCCUGCUAAAGCUGGGCCUGGCACAGGGCUGGCAGUGUGACUGCAGGGGACAGGAGCCUGCUGCAGCAGCUCCAGGGAGCAGCCACUGGCAAGGGCUCAGCUCUCCAGAGGAAAAAGGGGCUUUGAGAGGCAGCAAUCCUGAAGGCUCCAGCCUGGGUGAAUGGCUGAGCACAGCCCAGCUGUGCCACACUGAGUCACUGCAGAGAAAAGCUUUGUCCUCAGGGACGUGCUGCUGCUUGUAAAUACUCGUUUAAUAAAGGUGGUGAGGGGUUUUUUGCA